Molecule: messenger RNA, 882 nt
Organism: Anopheles aquasalis
Lineage: Eukaryota; Metazoa; Arthropoda; Insecta; Diptera; Culicidae
Product: protein IWS1 homolog A-like
Biological process (GO): poly(A)+ mRNA export from nucleus
Cellular component (GO): nucleus
Source: RefSeq, a predicted model, not a curated record
AUGACACCGACUCCGGUGUUCGACGAGGUGUACGAGACGAUUCCCUUGGGUUACGGCGAGGAUACGCUCGACAAUUGCACUGUAGGUGAAGAGAACGGUGAGUUCGUGUCCGAUUUCGACGCAAUGCUGGCCCGUAAGAAACAGGAACGCAAAAGAGCUGCCAAGGGCACAAUCCCGACAGUGGACAUUCCCAAAUUAUUCGGCCAGAUGAUGGAGGCCGCCUUCGAAGACCGAAAACGACUUCGCGCUGGCCAAUUGCCGACGCGGAAGCUUCUCCUGCUCGACAGCGCCAUGUCGCAGCUGAUGAAAAAGGGUCUGCAUCAACUCUACCUCGGGCAUGGCUUGCUUAGUAUCCGUGAGGCCAUUCUGAAGGUGUUGCAAUUGUACGAUUGCAUUCGCACAAGCCAGCUGAAACAGUCGGGCCUUGGGGAGCAGAUAUACCGGAUCGCUAAGGAUCCGCAAGAACUCCAGAAGAACCGAAUGCUAGCCCAAGCGCUUGUCACAAAGUGGGCAAGGGAUGUUUUCGGUAUAUCUGACGACUAUCGGAGCAUGACACGUGCCGAGAGAAUCGAGCACGAUAUGAAAGCGGUUCCGGAGCAUCUUAGGAAGGGAUGGGAGGAGCAGCAGACGGCGGAUCAUACUAUCAAGGCGCCAUUUGUACAGUUGGUCGAUGCUCCGUUUGUAACGGUCAAUCGAACGGUGAGUUCUUCGCCAGCUGCUACUACUCUUCGGGCUCGCGUUCCGAUGGUUUCGACGAAGGAAUACAUCAUUCGCCCGGCUUCGAAAUUGGCUGACGAUGGACCACAUCAUCAACCGAUGGCAACUAUGAUGGGCCGCUGUGAGAGGAUGAUGAGAAAUUAUAACAAAAAACGAGGCAUGUAA